AUGUUUUUGAAUGUGAACGAUAAAAAACAGUUUCCUAGGUUUAACUUCCCUAAAUUCAAAAAUUCAAAAUACACAGAGAGAGAGAGAGAGAGAGAGAGAGAGAGAGAGAGAGAGAGAGAGAGAGAGAGAGAGAUGAGAGGAGGAGCCGCCGGGAAGAGAAAACCGACAGGAGGUUUCGCUGGAGCACCAUCACCUUCUCUAGAUUACCAGCGUCAACUCUUCAAGUCAAGAGACUCCGACGCCAGUUUCGCCAGCAGCCAUCAGUCAUCCAUCGGUAUAAGCACCAAUAACAGAUCUCACCAAUCCGAUACGAUCCGCUCCAUCAACGCCUUCCUCGCAUCUCACGGCUCACCGAUCUCGCUCCGCGCCCACCCCGUCCCUCCCGCCAAAGACAUCUCCGAAACCCUAGUCUUCACCCUCUCCACCGUCGAUUUCCACUGCGACGACGCGCGCAGGUGGGACGAGGACCUCGUCUUCUUCCUCAGAUCGCUCAACUGCCCCUUCAAGCUCACCAAAUCCACCCUCCGCGCUCCGAACUCGCCUCACAACUGGCCUAACGUCCUCGCCGCGAUCGAGUGGCUGGUUCAGUACGCUCGUUUCCGUCACCACUUGUCGUCGGAUCAUCCAACAUCGGACCUGGAUGCUAACUCCAUGUCCACGUUCGGGAUCAGAAGCUACUGUUACUUCAUCCGCGGGGAAGACGAUCUGGUUAACGAUCUCGAUUCGGAGUUCUUGGGGAAGCUCGAAGCGGAGAAGGCUAGCAUCGCCGAGACGAUCUCUGGCUCUGAGAAGAUCGCUGGCGAAUUGGAGGCGAGGCUCGAUGCGAUGAGGAGAGGUCCCUCGAGGAAAGAGGCGUUGGAGAAAGCUAAGGCUGAUUUGGAGAAAGACGUGAACAAGUUUCGGACGAUGGUUGUGGAGCGCGGCGAGAGGAAUCGAGGGAUGGAGAAGGUGGUGGAGGAGAAGGAGAAGGUGGUGGCGGCUAAGGAAGAAGAGAGGGGAAGGAUUUUGGAGGAGAAUGAGGAGGUGAAGAAGAGAGUUGAGGUUCAGUGUUUUAAUGUGAGGGACGUUGAGAGGAUGAAGAGAGAGUUGCGAGCUGUGGAGAGAGAUGUUGAGGGAGGUGAGGUUGGGAGAGAUGGUUGGGAGCAGAGAGUUUGGGAGGUUAAUUCGAGGAUUGGGAAUCAGUUUCAUCAGAUUCAGAGGCUUGCUGUUGAUUGUAACCAAGCUCUGAGGAGGUUGAAGGUUGAUGUUCAGUUCGCUGUGAGCGAGAGUGGGAAGGUACCUGAAGAGGUGAUGGGUGUGGAGUAUAAAGUUCUGGUGAAGCCAGCUCUGUGUUCGUUGUAUGAUGGUAUCAAAGAAGGGUCGACGAAGAAGGCGGAGGAGCUUGUUUACUUACAGCAACAGGUGUCUGAAAUGGAGUCGAAGAUCGAGUCAAGAAAGAGUCUUUUGAGGUCGAAUCAGUUGCAGAUCAACGAAGCUGAAGAAAAGAUGAAGCUAGCGAAGAAGGAAACUCAGGACUUGGCUUCAAACUGCGACUUGGAGGCGAAAACAAUGGCGGGGAGUGUGAAAACGGAGGAGACGAAUCUGGAGGCUGUGGAGAAAGAAGCUGCGGAGAUGUUGAAAGGUUCGGAGGUUAGAGUGGAAGAAGCAGUUAAGCAGAGUGAAGAGGAGGUCCAAGCUGUUGCCGGUCAACUCUUUGCGCUUAUCGAUUCGAUAUCGAAACAUAAAGAGUAUAUGGAUUCGAAGAUCUUAGAGGUGAAAGCUGGUGUUGCUGAUACCGCCAGUGCUGUUUCAGAGAUAUAUAAAGGGAGCCUUAAAACCACCUUGGUGGUUAAGUAGCUUAGCUAGAGAUUAAAUGAGACACAUGGAAAACGUGGUUGCUUUGAGUAUUAGCGUUUACAAUGGUAUGUAUUUGUUAUAAUCCUCGUGAUGUUCAGAAAUCUUCAGAUUAUGUAUUAUAAAUUUAUGAUUUAUCA
This is a messenger RNA of Raphanus sativus (radish), 1973 nucleotides long. RefSeq names its product kinetochore protein NDC80 homolog. The transcript has a single exon. The record is from RefSeq and is a predicted model, not a curated record. Lineage: Eukaryota; Viridiplantae; Streptophyta; Magnoliopsida; Brassicales; Brassicaceae. Gene Ontology annotation, cellular component: Ndc80 complex. The coding region runs from base 1 to 1836 and encodes 611 amino acids. Gene Ontology annotation, biological process: attachment of mitotic spindle microtubules to kinetochore.